AUGACAUUUGGAAAUUAUGUUUUAUUUAAUUUACUUGUUGCUAUUCUUGUUGAAGGAUUUUCUACAGAAAAAAUGGGUAAUAAUUUUGAUAUUGGAAAAGUAAAAAUAAUGAGUAUACUAAAAAAAAUUGCAAUAAGUAAUAAAAAUGAUUCAAGCUUACGUGUUGUUGAAAAUCAAUUAAAUAAAAGUUCAAAUUCAAAUUCAAAUAAUUCAUCACCAUAUAAAUCAAUAAUUAAAAUUCGUUCAUCUCAACUUCAAUCAUUAUCAUCAUCAACAACACAAAGUUUUCAUACAUCUCUUAAUUGUAUAAUACUUGCUAUGGAACAUCCAUCGAUUUCAAAAACAAGUCCUGAACGACAAUUUUUAAAUUUCACAAAUAUAAUAUUUACAAUAGAAAUGCCGGCAAAAGUAAUAGCAAGUGAACUUAUAUUUGGAUUGCAUGCCUAUUUACUUAUUAGUCGAGUACCUGGUCUUAAACUUGUUGUACAAACAUUACUUUCAUCAUUACGACUAAUUGGUUAUAUUGUUGUUAUAUGUUGAAAAUUUUAUUAUUGUGAAGGUCUAUUUACUCGUAAUAUAACAACACGACAACAAUGUGAAUCAUUGUCUGAUUAUUGUUGGAAAAAUCAACAAUAUAAUUUUGAUAAUUUAGUUCAAAUACAGUUAUUCAAGCUCUUCCACAAGUUGGAAAUUUGGGUCUUUUAUUUAUUUUUUCUUCUUUUCCUCAUAUUUACUGCACUUGGUGUUGAAUUAUUUGGAAAAUUAGAAUGUAGUGAAGAACGUUCAUGUACUGAACUUGAUAAACAUGCACAAUUUAAGGAUUUUGGUAUGGCUCUUUUAACAUUAUUUCGUAUUGCAACUGAUGAUAAUUGGAAAGGAAUAAUGAAAGAUGCGUUACGUCAAGAUGAUUCUCCACAUGGUGGAAAAUAUCAUUUAAUGACAGUAUUAGCACCGAUUUAUUUUGUUAUAUUUGUUCCUGUUAAUGUUGUUGCUGCUAUUUUAAUGAAGAAACUUGAUGAAUCAAAUCAAAUAAUGUCUGAUGAUACUGAAAUAGAUGAAGAAAUUGAAUGA
This is a messenger RNA of Rotaria sp. Silwood1, 1071 nucleotides long. The record is from the annotation of a GenBank genome assembly. Lineage: Eukaryota; Metazoa; Rotifera; Eurotatoria; Philodinida; Philodinidae.